Acyrthosiphon pisum (pea aphid) is the source of this 2217-nucleotide messenger RNA. Its product is annotated as tachykinin-like peptides receptor 99D. Gene Ontology annotation, cellular component: plasma membrane. The coding region runs from base 587 to 1756 and encodes 389 amino acids. The record is from RefSeq and is a predicted model, not a curated record. Gene Ontology annotation, molecular function: neuropeptide Y receptor activity. NCBI's taxonomy places the organism in Eukaryota, Metazoa, Arthropoda, Insecta, Hemiptera, Aphididae. The transcript is spliced from 8 exons. Gene Ontology annotation, biological process: G protein-coupled receptor signaling pathway.
CUUCCGAAAAUUACGGUGUCCGUUUUCGGUCGGACCGUUUAGCGGUACAUUUGUUUUCGUACUAUUUCACGUCCGAUGAAAUAUUUUGUUCGAUUUUAGGAUUUUUACUUCAUCGAAAUCGUUUCUAUAAUAAAAAAAAUAAAUAAAUAAAAAUCAAAUAUUUUGUUAGGUAUGAUACGGUCGACAAACGCCUAAUAUAUUUAUUGCCAGUCUGCUGUCGCCACGGUCGUCGCAGUGUCGAGUGUUUUGAAGAUUACAACAGCUGUGAGACCGAUUGUCAUUUUAUCCGCUUGUGCUUGACGUUGACUCGCUCUCUGACAACUUCAGGUCCGUUAUUGGCGAGUGCGUCAAAUCACAAAUAAACUGUUUUAAAAAUCUUUGUGCGAUUACUUCCUGUUAUUGUCAACGGUGAGUUUUGAACGACUUUCACCACCGUAUUGUCCACAUUUACACGGUACACAGUCGAGUCCGCGGGGCGCCAUGACGGGACGGCAACGCCGCAAAGCCCGCGACCAAUAGCGGGCGUCAGAAUUGUUGACAGUCCGAUGUUGCCACGUUUCAGCCGAAGCCGCCGUCGCCUAGCGCAAUGGCCGCCGCCGAAAUCGCAACCAAGAUCGCGGUAAAUCUCACAGAAAAUCUCACGGCAAAUGCCACCUCCAAUUUUACAGGCAACGAUACGUUGCUGCAUGACCAACAAAGCUCCGACCUAUACAAGGUUCCAGCCCUAUUGGUCGUCGUUCUAUCCGUGCUCUACGGUUCAAUAUCAGUGAUCGCUGUGGCCGGAAAUGGGUUGGUGAUAUGGGCCAUCGUCACCAGCAAGCGGAUGCGGUCAGUCACCAAUCACUACUUGGCAAACUUGGCGUUCGCUGACAUACUUAUCGCACUCUUCGCCAUACCAUUUGAAUUUCAAGCCGCUCUGCUUCAACGAUGGAAUCUGCCGUCGUUCAUGUGCGCCUUCUGUCCAUUCAUACACGUCCUUUCCAUUACAGUGAGUGUGUUCACACUGACCGCCAUAGCUGUGGACCGGCGCCAAGCCAUACUCAAUCCGUUCGCUGCGAGGACGUCAAAGACCCAAUGCCUGUGCGUGAUCGCGUUGAUCUGGAUCGCCGGUCUGGCGCUGAGUUCGCCGAUGGCGUAUGCACAACGGGUGGUUUUCGUGUCCGAAGACUGGCCGUUCUGCCUUAACGUCAACUUGUCACAGAACGUCAUGCUCGUUUAUAGGGCACUGCUGGUAGUCGUGCAGUACGUCAUACCACUGUCGAUAAUGACGUGGGCCUAUUCAGGGAUAGGAUUCGCCCUGUGGGGUUCAUCAGCUCCCGGAAACGCACAGUCACAGAGAGACUUGAAUCUGAUGAGAAAUAAAAAGCGGGUCAUAAAAAUGCUUAUCAUCGUCGUCGCGCUAUUCACGUUGUGCUGGUUGCCCCUGCAAACGUACAAUCUAUUGCAACACAUAUUUCCUCAAAUAAAUGAGUAUCCUUAUAUCAACAUAAUUUGGUUCUGUUUCGAUUGGUUUGCCAUGAGCAAUAGCUGUUACAAUCCAUUUAUUUAUUCUAUAUACAACGAAAAAUUCAAACAAGAGUUCAAAAUGCGGUUAGACUUCAUGGCUGGUAAGAGGCGGCUUACCAGGGAUCUGAGCGCGUUUUCCAGUGGCCGAUUCGAGUGGCGCACCAAUCACGUGAACACGCACGAACGAAACCUGAAGCACAGCUCGAUCGUCACCAACGACACGCCACUGAUACUCACACCCGACGCGUGAUUGAUCGAUUGACCGACAGAAGAACUGUGGCCUCGUGAGACGUUAUUGAUUUAAUAUUUAUUUCAGUGUAAUUGAUAUUGUUGCGGUUUCGAUGUAAAAUAAGUUUUUUGAUUGUCCCCCACGCACAAUAAUAUAAUGAGAUAUAUGUCUUGGCCGGAAGUACCGACACUCCAUCGUCCCCGUUCUAGAAAACCGAUCCCGUGUGAUUUUUUCUAUCAUCACUUUGUUUUCUUACUCCUACUAUCAUACAUUUCAUUCUAUUUGCUAUAAAAUUGUUUAAACGAUUGUUUAUAUACCAUACAUGAUUAAAAUAUGUAAUAUAAGACUCAUAAAUUAUAACGAUUCUUGUUUUAUGACGUUGAAACUAUAUCGAUUUCGAUUGGUUUUUCAAAUGAAUAUUGUUCAUUUUAUGUAUUUAUAUAUAUUAUAAUAUAUAGGUAUGUUUACUGUUCCAAUUCCAA